AAAACAAGAAAGACAGCAGUGUUGCUCAGUUUCAUGUAGCUUCGCUGUACUUUAAUACCACUCUCGAUAUUCAAGAAAAUGAAUCCUGGUAAUGACGAUCAGAACAAAAUGUACUUUUAUGAGAACAGACUUCAAACAUUCGUUGGCUGGCCGUUUGAAGAGGGUUGCGUUUGCACUCCAGAAAAUAUGGCCAAAGCUGGAUUUAUUCACACCCCGUCGGAGAACAGUCCAGAUAUAGCUCAGUGCUUCUUCUGUUUGAAAGAGCUGGAAGGAUGGGAGCCUGAGGAUGAUCCCGAGAAAGAACAUAAAGCACAUUCUCCCACAUGUGAUUUUAUCUUGCUGAAGAAGACAAUGGACAGCCUGACAGUGGAGGAAUUUCUGAAACUUCAGAAAGAGAGACAAAAGUGUAUCAUUAAAAAAACAUGUGGCCAGGCAAUUGAUAAAUUUGAAGAGGCUGUGAAGCACAAGAGAUCCAAGAUCAUCCAGACUGCCAUGGGGGAGGAAUAAAGAGGUUCCUUGAUGGAGUGACCUCUACAGCCUUAUUCAUUUUCCAUGUUACAUAAGGAUCCCACUUUCUUCCAUUUUCAAUCUUGCACUUGUCUAUCAUUUUUGUCCUUGUUCUUUUUAAAUGUGUUUCAUACUGUCAUCUGUAUAUGAUUUUACCUGCAAAUGUAUCUGCUUUUUAUACACAUUCUUCAUUCUUUAAAACAUUUAUUUCAAAACAAUGCGCUUAAUAAAAUGACUCU
Messenger RNA from Xyrauchen texanus (razorback sucker), 746 nucleotides. It is a transcript of the gene birc5a, whose product is annotated as baculoviral IAP repeat containing 5a. NCBI's taxonomy places the organism in Eukaryota, Metazoa, Chordata, Actinopteri, Cypriniformes, Catostomidae. Bases 79 to 507 code for a protein of 142 amino acids. The transcript is spliced from 4 exons. The record is from RefSeq and is a predicted model, not a curated record.